UUUUCUGAUGAUGAUGCAGGCUGGAGCCCUGCACUUGUGGGUGACCUCCCAGAUCGGGGUGUGGUGUGGGCCGUGCCUACCCGUCGGGUUAGCCUGGAGCGCCGUUUGAUGCGUCGCAUCUCACACCCCUUCUUCCGCAUCAAGCCCAAGGACUACAUCAAGAGCUGUCAUGUCUGCGGCCACUUCCACUUGGCCCACACCAUUUGCGGCCACUGCUAUGACAAGGUGAAGCAGGAGACAGAGCAGCUGCGUGACACCAUAGCCAAGGAGCUCAAGCUGGAGCCAGUGGAAGAGGAAGUGGUCAUUGCCUACCAAGGAGAUGAGAAGCAGGGAGGGCGUGUGGUUGAAGUGGACCGCCCACGGCCAGCAUGGUUUAGCAAGAACUUGAUGAAGCAAUCUUCCUAGUUAUCAGAGUAGUGGUAGACUCCUUGUUGAAUAAAUAUGCCUGUGUGCUUGUU
Messenger RNA from Dermacentor silvarum, 458 nucleotides. RefSeq names its product 39S ribosomal protein L32, mitochondrial-like. Gene Ontology annotation, molecular function: structural constituent of ribosome. Gene Ontology annotation, biological process: translation. The transcript is spliced from 2 exons. The record is from RefSeq and is a predicted model, not a curated record. The annotation marks the transcript as partial. NCBI's taxonomy places the organism in Eukaryota, Metazoa, Arthropoda, Arachnida, Ixodida, Ixodidae. Gene Ontology annotation, cellular component: mitochondrial large ribosomal subunit.